This is a messenger RNA of Perca flavescens (yellow perch), 855 nucleotides long. It is a transcript of the gene nkx1-2a, whose product is annotated as NK1 transcription factor related 2-like,a. Gene Ontology annotation, cellular component: nucleus. The transcript is spliced from 2 exons. Bases 1 to 825 code for a protein of 274 amino acids. Gene Ontology annotation, molecular function: RNA polymerase II cis-regulatory region sequence-specific DNA binding; DNA-binding transcription factor activity, RNA polymerase II-specific. NCBI's taxonomy places the organism in Eukaryota, Metazoa, Chordata, Actinopteri, Perciformes, Percidae. The record is from RefSeq and is a predicted model, not a curated record. Gene Ontology annotation, biological process: regulation of transcription by RNA polymerase II; cell differentiation.
AUGCUGGACCCCAAGGACAGUGGGGUGACUAUGAUGUCCAGUCAUAAGAUUUCCUUUUCUAUAAUUGAUAUAUUGGAUCCGAACAAAUUCAACAGCAAAAGGGAAAGCGAACUUUCAAUCGUCAAGGAAAAGUUCCCUGUGCCUCAUGAAGAGGGAACAAGUUUGGACUCGGACAGCACUGCAGCCGAAAACUUCAGAGUUGAGCGCACGAAAGCAGGGGAAGAGACAGGAGAUGAACACUCUGCAGCCUCCAGGCAUCCUGCGGUUGUUGCUGACCCCCUUUUGCUCUCCCCACCGGCUGAAACAGAGCCCUAUCUCACCGGGGAGCAGGAUGAGGGAGAGUCAACUGCCACCCUGCAGGACCCCUCACAGCACAAGCGGCGGCGUCUGGACCAGGCCUGUGCCAAACCACGGCGUGCCAGAACAGCGUUCACGUACGAGCAACUGGUGGCUCUGGAAAACAAGUUCCGCACGACCCGGUACUUGUCUGUGUGCGAGAGACUAAACCUGGCUCUGUCCUUGAGUCUGACCGAAACCCAGGUGAAAAUCUGGUUCCAGAACAGAAGGACCAAAUGGAAAAAGCAGAACCCUGGGGCGGACAGCACCUUGCAGCCCGGAUCAAACUCCCUGGUCAACGUCAGUCCAAACCCGCCUACCUGUGGGGCAAGCCCCGCCAGUUUCCACCAAACUUUCCCCAACUUCAGCUCUGGGAAUGUGAUCUUCCACACUGCCGGUGGUGUUCCGCUUUCAUCCACUGGGGGGCUCUUGCAUCCCUUCAUGUCCAGUGGUUUCGUCCAGCCGACUUAUUUUAAUCCACAUUUAUGAGAGAAACCAAUACUGACAUAUUGCAGCCGG